Molecule: messenger RNA, 1367 nt
Organism: Lycium ferocissimum
Lineage: Eukaryota; Viridiplantae; Streptophyta; Magnoliopsida; Solanales; Solanaceae
Product: cytochrome b561 and DOMON domain-containing protein At3g07570-like
Exons: 4
Coding region: 134-1234 (366 amino acids)
Source: RefSeq, a predicted model, not a curated record
UCCAUAGUCCAGUACCCGCACCCUAUAAACAAAUCACUAGGGUCAACUACUUCAUCCCCUCUCUCCUUUCACUAAAAAUCAUUACUCCCCUGUUUCAUUCAUAGUAUUUUCACAAAAGAAAACAGAGAGAGAGAUGAAGACAUGUUCCAACCUUUUUGCUUUUUCCUUCAUCUUCCUCCAAAUAUUCAGUUCCCAAAUAAAUAGUCAAGGCACAGAUUCAUGUACCUCCAGUCUUAACCUCAAAAACAAACCUCUCUUUGAUACCACUUCUUUUCUCUGUGUUUCAGUAUGGGAUGCACAAGGCUAUAUCCUCAGAUAUAUGCAGACGGAUACAAAAGUGUGGAGUUUCGUUCUGUCAGCGCCGAAUUCGAAUUCAUUCAUAGGUAUGGGAUUUUCAAGAGAUGGGAAAAUGGUGGGGUCAAGUGCAAUAGUGGGGUGGGUAAGCAACGAUGGGUCUGCCACAAUGAAGAGGUAUUUUCUUGGAGGACAAUCGCCAUCAGAAGUUAUGCCAGAUCAGGGGAAUCUUGAACUAGUGAAUAUGACAUCAUCAGUUGUAGCUGAGAAUUCAAGGAUUUAUAUGGCUUUUCAAUUGAACACUGAAAUGCCCAGUAAUAGGUUAAUUUACUCUCUUGGCCCUACCGGAAGGCUACCUUCUUCGGUCAACUAUCAGUUGUCUGAACAUCGACAACAUACCUCCACCUUCUUGGAUUAUAAUUCAGGACAAAGUGAAUCAAAGAGCCCUUAUGCAAAUCUGAGGAGAACUCAUGGACUCCUAAACAUGUUCGGUUGGGGUAUUCUGAUACCUAUUGGGGCCAUGGUAGCUAGAUACUUGAGGCAAUAUGAUCCAAUAUGGUUUUACUCUCACAUCACCAUUCAAUCACUUGGCUUUCUCCUUGGAUUUGCGGCUAUUAUCUGUGGUUUUGUUCUCGAAGAUCGUCUUGGCGUUGAUGUUGAUAGACACAAAACCCUUGGCAUCUUCAUUCUCGUUCUUGGUUGCUUGCAGGUUAUUGCAUUUUUGGCUCGACCAGGGAAGGAAUCAAAAGUAAGAAAAUAUUGGAAUUGGUACCAUUACACACUGGGAAGGGUUUUGAUACUUUUGGCAGCAGGGAAUAUUUUCUAUGGAAUCCAUUUAGGAGAUGCAGGCACUGCUUGGAAUGUUGGUUUUGCUGUUACUCUAAUUGUAUUCUUCAUCACUGCUGUCAUUCUAGAAAUAAGGAUGUGGAUGAAAAAAUAGAUAUCUCUUCUAUAUUCGUGCUCAAUUCAUGUAUUUAUUUUAUUAUUAUGAGGAUUUUGCUUUGUAUUCUUGUUCAUAUUUCUUCAACAAACAGAUAUUCUUUUACAUAUCAACCAAAAAGGUCUUUAUACUA